Gossypium raimondii (Peruvian cotton) is the source of this 2574-nucleotide messenger RNA. RefSeq lists its product as uncharacterized. Gene Ontology annotation, biological process: DNA integration. The record is from RefSeq and is a predicted model, not a curated record. Lineage: Eukaryota; Viridiplantae; Streptophyta; Magnoliopsida; Malvales; Malvaceae. The coding region runs from base 1 to 2574 and encodes 857 amino acids. Gene Ontology annotation, molecular function: nucleic acid binding. The transcript has 7 exons.
AUGUCUCAGCUGUACCAGCUUUUAUUAGAACCUCUCUCUGAUAGCGAAACUGAAGUAUUCUUAGAGUGUCCUGAGAAAUUGGAUGAGAAUGGGAGACAUUGUAUUAUUCAAGGAAUCAUGCCUGGGGGCUUAGCAGUUGGCAACAGUGAUCUCAAAUGUUUUGCAAUGGUGGGACAGUCGUUGGUACCCUACACCGCUGUAUUGAGCUCACCUGAACAGAUUAAGCUAUCAUCUACUGCGAUUAAGGUUACUGAGGGACAGCUUCGAACACUGUUGGAAGAAUUUGAUGAUAUCUUUCAGGUUCCAAAAGGGCUUCCUCCUCCGCGAGCACAUGAUCAUAGAAUUCCUUUAAUGGAUGAAAAGACAGUGGUUAAAAUCCGGCCAUACCGUUAUCCAGCCUGCCAGAAGACUGAAAUGGAGAAGUUAAUUCGAGAAAUGCUACAAGCUGGUAUAAUUCGUGAUAGUACGAGCUCUUUCGCUUCCCCGAUCAUCAUGGUCAAUAGGAAGGAUGAGAGUUGGCGAUUAUGUGUGGACUAUAGGCAGCUAAACCAGAAUACAAUCAAAGACAAAUUUCCUAUACCUGUCAUUGAAGAGCUUCUGGACGAGUUGGGAGCAGCUAGAGUUUUCUCUAAGCUGGAUUUAAGAUCAGGAUAUCACCAGAUUCGUAUGUGGGAAUCAGAUGUUCAUAAAACCGGGUUUCGGACACACGAAGGCCAUUAUGAGUUUUUGGUGAUGCCCUUUGGCCUCACGAACGCCCCCUCAAGUUUUCAAGCUCUUAUGAACUCGGUUUUUAAACCAUGGUUGAGAAAAUUUGUGUUAGUUUUCUUCGAUGAUAUCCUUGUAUAUUCAACUUCUUGGACAGAACAUUUGCAACACUUGCGAACAGUUCUUCUCAUUCUCAGAGAACAACAGCUAUUUGCUAAGAAAUCGAAGUGUAGCUUUGGAUCAUCACAGGUCUACUAUUUGGGACAUAUUUUGAAUGCAAGCACUGUCUCUAUAGACCCUACUAAGGUUGAAUGCAUAUCUUCAUGGCCGAUCCCUCAAAUAGUUAAGGAGCUGCGCAGUUUUCUCGGCCUCACAGGCUAUUACAGGAGAUUCAUCAAGGGUUAUGGUGUAAUUGCAAGACCUUUAACAGACUUGUUAAAGAAGAAUGGAUGGGGUUGGUCAGAGCAGGCUACCGAGUCUUUUCAAACACUUAAAAGGGCUGUAAGUUCUGCACGUGUACUGAUGCUUCCUAAUUUUGAGGUUGAUUUUACUGUUAACACAGAUGCAAGUGGAAGUGGCAUAGGAGCAACACUUCAAAAUCCGGACGGACCAUCAGAGUCUGAGAUUCUUGAAGGAAUAAGUAAUAGGGUGACAGAUGCUCUAUCUCGGCAACCCCAACUUGAACGUCAUCAGCUCUAUCAGCUUUCGACUAGUUCGGUGAUUUCUAGUCUUUUAGAGCAAGUGCAACAGUCAUACACAGUGGAUGACAAACUGAAGACGGUUAUUCAGACUCUUCAACAGCUCCCAGGUGCGAUAGGAGGUCACUCAGGAGUGCAUGUUACUCGAAAACGACUCUCAAGCCUUUUGUAUUGGAAGGGUCUUACGACUGAUCCAUUGCCCAUUCCGGAUCGAGCAUGGUCGAUUAUCAGUAUGGACUUCAUUGAAGGGUUACCUUCAUCAGGCAAUAAGAAUUCUAUUUUAGUGGUGGUAGAUCACCUCACUAAGUAUGGUCAUUUCUUAGUGUUGUCCCAUCCUUAUACAGCCAAGGAAGUAGCUGGUGAAUACUUGGCUCAUAUCUAUAAACUCCAUGGCAUGCCUGAGGCUAUAAUAUCGGAUAGGGAUAAAAUUUUUGUCAGCAGCUUUUGGCAGGAGCUUUUUCGACAAUCAGGAACUAGACUUAUUUUAUCAACGGCCUACCAUCCUCAAAAGGAUGGCCAAACUGAGGUUCUAAAUCGCUGUCUUGAAAAUUACUUGCGCUGUAUGACGGGAGAAACACCAGCUCAAUGGCUCUAUUGGUUACCACUUGCUGAGUGGUGGUAUAACUCCUCGUUUCACUCUUCGAUUCAACUCUCCCCGUAUGAGGCUCUGUAUGGUCAACCCUCACCGACGCACAUGCCUUAUCUAGCUGGUGCCUCAGUGGUUGCUGUGGUAGAUCGUAGCCUACAGGCUCGUGAGGCUGCGCGAAAGCUACUUCAUUUCUGCCUAAAGAAAGCCCAGGCUCGCAUGAAACACUUUGCUGACAAGCAUCGCUCGGAAAGGAGUUUUCAAAUUGGUGACUUGGUUUAUUUAAGGUUGCAACCUUAUAGACAACAGUCCCUUCGAAGAAUCACCAACCAGAAGCUAUCUCCAAAAUAUUAUGGACCUUUUUCUGUUAUUGGAAAGGCUCCAACUCAAGCUUUUUUACCUUUAAUGGAUUAUCACGGUGCCUUGCCUAAGGAACCAAGCCGUAUUUUAGACAGACGGAUGGUCAAGAGGGGAAAUCAAGCUGUGACCGAAGUGCUCGUUGAAUGGGUUAAUUCUUUUCCGGAGGACGUAACAUGGGAACCUCUUACGACUAUUCAAGCCAAGUUUCCUCAGUUUUAUCCUUGA